AUGGGAAACGCCAUCAUUGGGAACCGCUGCCCGUACGAUAUUUGGAUCUGGAGCGUGGACCAGACGGGCAGCUCCGAAGCCAUCAAAGUGCCCUCGCGCACGAAGUACUCAGAGCCCUUCCGCAGCCCCUGCGACGGCUGCGGCGUCUCCUUCAAGGUCAGCACGACGGACCAGCUGCAGGGCGGCAAGCAGACGCAGUUCGAGUACGCGAUUGCCGGCGGCCAGGUGUGGUACGAUAUCUCGUUCGUCGACUGCGCGCAGGGUGAGGGCGCGGAGAGCUGUCCGGGCCAUGAGAAGGGGCUUGCUAUGGAUUCGCCGGAGGGCGCAUGCGGACGCAUCAACUGCGGCGGCGGCUCGUACUGCCCUACGCAGGCGUACUACGUCGACACGCCGCUGCAGAAGCUGGGCAUUCCGGAGCCGGUGUUUGGCUGCGGGACGGCGGGGACGGGGAUGGAUCUCUUCAUGAAGGUGUGCUCGGAUGAGACGCCGCUGAAGAGGAGUAUUGCUGGGCGCGUGGUUGUCGAUGAUGAGAUUUGA
Molecule: messenger RNA, 537 nt
Organism: Trematosphaeria pertusa
Lineage: Eukaryota; Fungi; Ascomycota; Dothideomycetes; Pleosporales; Trematosphaeriaceae
Exons: 3
Coding region: 1-537 (178 amino acids)
Source: RefSeq, a predicted model, not a curated record